Molecule: messenger RNA, 758 nt
Organism: Paramecium pentaurelia
Lineage: Eukaryota; Ciliophora; Oligohymenophorea; Peniculida; Parameciidae
Source: the annotation of a GenBank genome assembly
AUGGCAUAGAUUUCAUUUAUAAAAGUUCUCUUUACAUUUCCAAUCAUAUUUUACUAAAAUUGUAUUGAGCCUUAAGGAGCAGAUUGUUACACUCAUCUUUGGAAUUAUAAUAACAAGGUAGUUAAUUGUCAAGGAAAAUGGUUCAUGGGGCAAUUCGGAGGUAGCUAUGAAAAAGUUACGUUAUAAUUAAAUUAUCCCUAAGGGAGAACAAUGAGAUUUAAUUUUACUAUGGGAAAAUUUAAUUCUUGGGACUAUGAGCCAUUUUACGUUAUUAUAGACGAUGUAUAAGUUGAUUCAUUCACAUAUGGCCCCUUUGAAGGGACACCAACAAGCAACUUGGGUUUUAUUAUUUUGGAGUCUAAAUCAUAUAAAUUUAUCUAGCCAAAUGGUAAGACCAGCACUAAGAUUACUUUAUAAAGUAAUUUAGAUUAAAGUCUUAAUGAUGGUAAUACUUUAUUAUAAAAUAGAAUCAUGGGGAUUUAGGGAUGUUUGCAUUGAAAUUUUAGAUCCUUGUGUGGAUUUCUUUAGCGAAUGUGAUUAUUAAGGUUCAAAAUUUAGUAUUUGUUCUAGUAAUUAAACUCUUUUAUCGAAAAAUGUUCCUUUUUUUAUAAAAUCCAUUAGUUUAUAUGAUGGAAUUAUAGUAAAAUUUAAAGAUUGGGGAGAACUAAAAAUAUAUACUGAAAGUUAGAAUUGUUUGCCUAAUUAUAAUGUAUUUAUAAAAUUUACCUUAGUUUCCAAAAUACAAAAAACCUGAAUGA